GCCCGGCGCCGGGUUUCAGUUUCGCUUCUCAGCUGUCAGGUAGCGGAGACUCCAAACCUGUGGCCUCCAGAACGUCAGCCGGCACCGUGCUCCCCUGCCUGGUGCUGCCCGGGCCCUGGCUCCGCGGCCCCGCUACCAACAGCAUGUCCCGGGACGGUGGUGAGGACGGGUGGACGUCCCAGUAUGACUCUACCUGGGAAGAUGAGGAGGAGGAGGACGGGAGGAAGGAGGAGAGAGCUCGGGAGCCGAGGACGCAGCCCCGGCAUAACUACCCUCGGCGGUGGAGGAACAGAGCAGCCAGAGACCUGCAGUGCUACAGACAUGGUUACAGGGGCGAACUUUCAAGCGACCAGCCUUGCAUGGGAGAAAAUUCUAGAACAAUGCCCAACCUGGACUUCUACCAGAACAAGAAGUGUUUUGAGCCAAAUGGUUUGUAUAUUGAAGAGUUGCUCAGUGAAUGGAAGGAAGAUUACAACACUCUAGAGCGAAACCAUUCUUACAUCCAGUGGCUGUUUCCACUACGGGAAUUUGGGAUGAACUCUUAUGCCAAACCGCUGACCCUGCAUGAGAUCAAGAUGAUGAUGGAGGAUAAGGCCGUCAUGGCAAGGUUUCUUGAAGCGUACAAACUUAUGCUAGGCUUUUACGGUAUCAAACUGGUGAACGAGGAGACAGGAGAAGUGGCGCGGGCAGAGAACUGGGAGGACAGAUUUAAGAACCUGAAUUAUCACAGCCACAACAACCUGCGGAUUACCAGGAUACUGAAGUGUUUGGGGGAGAUGGGCUAUAAUCACUUCCAGGCUCCUCUGGUCAAGUUUUUUCUAGAGGAGACCUUAUUGAGAGACAAAUUACCCAAUGUGAAAAGGAGCGUAUUGGACUAUUUCAUGUUCGCCGUGAAGGAUAAGCACGAGCGCAGGAAGCUGGUGCAUUUUGCUUGGGAGAACUACAAGUCAAAUAAUCACCAAGACAAGUUUAUCUGGGGACCUGUGGAGAAGCUAAAACAUUUCCAUCUACGGGAACAGAAUGCCAUGAAUGCAGGCUCAGAGGAGCUAAGAGAUGACGCAGAAAAGAAUACAGUUUCAAAGACUUACAAGAACCAGGAAAAACAGUUUAUAAAAUUCUCUGAGUCUAGUAGAGCCAGAGGUGAUAAGGUUACGGCAAGUCAGCAUGGCUCCAAGGUGGAAAAAGCCACCGGCAAUGAGUUGAUACCUAUGAAGGACAGAGCUGCCUUUCCUGAGAACAGUACCAAUCAUAACACAGAGACCAGUCCUGACCAAAGCACUCCACUCUUCAAGGACUCCAAUUCCAUCAUUGGUCUAGAAAAAGACAACAUACAGGAAAUAAAGCAUGUUGAAAAAAAAGAAGAGCGCGUUGACUAUGAGAACGCCAAAGAAGACUCGAAUAUAGAGGACCUAACAAAGAAAGUCCGUAAGGAGGAAGUCAUCAAGAAGAUCAAGGAUGACCAAGAAGGUGCAUUGGAAUUCAAUGGACUCUCUAACUGUGGAGAUAUCCAGAAUGAAAAUAAACAUCACCAGGGAGAACAUCAAAGGAAAAGAAAGAUGCAAGUCCAUAGCCCCAUAAGCCCUCUGGCUGACGGCUGUGCUUCUGGAGACGGCACCCAGUCCAGUCAUAAUGCAAGUCCUUCUCAAGCUGUAGACGAAGUAGGUCAAGUAGAGGGCGUGGAAGACGAGGUGAAGAAGCUCAAACUGGUGGAGAGAGCAGCCACAGAUUGUCCUAACGGGAGGGAAGAGAAAAGCUACCCUCAUGACACCACUCCUGGAGAAAGAGCGAUAAUUCACUUAUAGAAUGUACCUUAAAUGAACAUGAUGAGUAGUGAGAUGGGAAUCUCCAGUAGGUUCUAGAUUAGAAUGAGUCCAGUGUGGUGCUGGGUAGUGGCACAGAGGCAGGUCAGCCUCUGGCAGGGGGAACAGUCGACAUUACCAACCCCUAUGUAGACCAGCAUGGGUUGUGGAAGAUCUUCAGGUUCAGGUGUAAUGUUGUCCAUGGUCCCGUCCUGUCAUCUGAUAGAGGAAGUGCUAAGAGAUUCGGGCUCUUGUCUGUCCUCUCUGCCGCCUUAAUUGCACAUCCUGGCAGGACGGCGCCACCAGAAAUGCUUGUUUUUUGUUUUUUUCCAGUAUGAUCCAUGUUUCUUGACUGAAGAGAGAACUUUUAUGACCUCCUCCCUCCUAGCUUUUCUGACAGCAGAGACAAUGUGGAAUCGUUUUCUUUAUAUCGGUGCUAGUAGGUAAUUUUGCAGUCGUAUUUCAGUAACUUGCUGAUCAUCAAAAUGUUCAAUUUAUCAGGAAAAAUUUCAAAACAUUCUUUCUAGAUAUACAGUAUUUAUGUAUGGUAUUGUGACUGCGGAUAGGUUGUUUAUUUAAUGAGAAAUAGUUUCAUUUGAUGUAAACUCAAGCAGUCUGCAGCUCUCUUGAGGGGUGGCUGUUUUGUUUUAUAUGCCCCUUAAAGGUAAAAGAAUACCAGUAAAUGAAAGUCUGUGAGUCGCCCCGUUCGGUUGUGAAAAAAUUCCCUGUCUGGAAAAGCUGGUGAUAUCCAGUGGGCACAGAUUUAGAGAUCCUACUGGAGUUGUCACUCAUCUUUACAGGCAGGUUUGCUGACUAGGAGUCUUGUAAAGCUAGGUGGAAGCCAUAAUGAAGGUCACCCAGAUAGUCACCUAGCUUUUCCCAAAAAAUACAAUUUGGUAUGGAGAAGAGAGCAACUCAAAAACUUAAAGAGCACCUUUCAUGGAAUUUUUUAUGUUUUGUCUAAUUUAAGUACCUUUUAUUUGCGGGAUGCCCUGCCCUGAUGCUGUCAUUUUUGUUCUUUUUUUCAAAUACCCCUCGCUUGUCCCGCUGUGCCCCCCUGCAGUUUUGCGCCCAGUAUGUUAAUACUGAGCAUCGGGUACAGGGAGGCAGCUUUUCUCCUUGGCUGUGCCGCUUUCCAAUCGCAACGUGUCACAGCCAGGGAGAAGGUGAGCUGUUUUCUCUCCCUGGCUGUGACGCGCUCCGCUACAAUUGGACCGCGGCACAGCCAAGGAGAAGGAGACGCCCACUGAGAAACAUGGCCGUCUCCUCCUCCCUGUAUCGAUGCUCAUACUGGGCGUGAAAACUGCAGGGGGGCAAGCAAGAGGUAUUUGGAAAAAAAAUAACAAGGAUGACAGCAUCAGCUGAGGGUAUCCUGCAAUUAAAGGUACUUCAUUAAGCAAAAAAAUUCCAUGAAAGGUCCUCUUUAAGGGACUUUUUCCUUUAUAUAUCUUGCACCAUAUUCCCAUUACUUAUUUAAACACAAAUCUCUAUGCGAAAUGACCCAUGUAAUUUCUAGAUCCCAAAUUCUGUUAUGAUUUAUUACAUAAUAUAUUUUGUAGCCGUAAGAUCUCCUUUUCCAGCUGCCUGCAGCCACCACUAGAGGGAGCCUUUUGGAAACUGGUUUAUUAUUGAGUUCAAUGUGUAAACAAUAUACAAGUGGUGACUGCAGGCGAGCACAACAUUAGCAUGACUUCAUGGCGAUACAGGGGAUUCGGAGCUCUGACCACACUAAAGAUGUAUUAAGAAAUUAAUCAGGCCAGAAUUCUGGACCUAUUUAAAUAGUUCAAGUGUGGACAUUCCCUUUAAGCAAGUGUUGGCAGUGACCAUGAAAACAGAGAUGUGGUGAGCAUAGCACAGACCGCACUGAUCCUGCUGGACAUGUUAGCCACAGGAGGCUUGGAAGUCAUUCAGAAAUGCCUGGUUACAAAUAUGAAUUGUCAAAGAUAAGAGGGAAGGGUGGGACCUUUUUAAUGAACAUGACAUUUGCCAGAAAUUUCCAUAGAUUUGUAUAAUACCUUUAUGUGGAUGGGAUUAUGUUUUGCUUUGUUUGUAAAUUGAAGGAAAAAAAAAAGAAAUAAAAAAAGAUUUUGAGG
Molecule: messenger RNA, 3892 nt
Organism: Bufo gargarizans (Asiatic toad)
Lineage: Eukaryota; Metazoa; Chordata; Amphibia; Anura; Bufonidae
Product: opioid growth factor receptor-like protein 1
Exons: 7
Coding region: 144-1802 (552 amino acids)
Cellular component (GO): membrane
Molecular function (GO): opioid growth factor receptor activity
Source: RefSeq, a predicted model, not a curated record